Molecule: messenger RNA, 1004 nt
Organism: Bursaphelenchus xylophilus (pine wood nematode)
Lineage: Eukaryota; Metazoa; Nematoda; Chromadorea; Rhabditida; Aphelenchoididae
Source: the annotation of a GenBank genome assembly
AUGGCUGUACCAGCUGAGGAAGCGACCGAAAAGAUGGUGGAGCAUCUUCGGGCUGCUGAGACGGCACUUCAAGCGAAUGAUUUGGAAGAGGCUGAGAAUAAUGUGACCAGGGCGUCUAUGUUGCAGGCUCAAAUUUCUGAUGAAAACCUCAUGAUCAGAUAUAAAGUAAGUAAACGCCAUUCAAAUUCAUUGUAUAAAAAAUUUAGGCCUUGUAUGCCCAGAUUUUGGACAAGAAUAAUAGGUUUGCGGAAGCCGGUCUGCGAUAUUACGACCUCUCCGUCAGAUCCCAACUAACUGCGGAUGAGAAGACCCAGGCUUUGCAGAACUCGGUUAUCUGCACUGUGCUGGCACCUCCUGGAAUGCACAGAACAAGGCUGUUGAAACUGCUGGUUAAAGAUGAUCGGGUCGAGAAUUUUGUUGGGUUUAAGAUUCUCCAAAAUAUGUUUAUGGAGAAGCUGAUUUCUCCUGAUUUGGUAUGUAUAACAAGUACAAUUGGUUUAAUUGUAAUCAUUUUUGUAAAAUAAUUGUUGAUUCCCUCCAGUUACCUCAUUUUGAAGUCCUUCUGAAAGAGAAUCAGAAGAUCAGGGACAGAGAUGGCAACACUAUCCUCGAGAAAGCAGUUCUCCAACACAAUUUGCUGGCCGUAUCCCGUAUCUACAAGUGCGUAUCCUUUGAUGACGUCAGUGAAUUGCUGGGAAUUGCUCCAGAACUUGUGGAAACUGCUGUUACUAGACUUAUUUCUACCGGUAGUCUGAACGGAGAGGUUGAUCAGAUUGAUAGACUCAUCACUUUUAAAGGUAAAAUCUUAUUAUUAUUCUUGGUUUUGUUCCUACGAACUUUAAAAUUUUACUUGCUCGGAACUUCCAGAACCCGAAAAGAAAUCGCCGAUUGAUUGGAACUCUUAUGUGAUUUCUGUUUGCGAACAGACCAACCGGGUCAACGAACUCAUCGCCACUCAUCAUCCCGAAUGGCAUGCCCAACGAGUCCAAAAUCAGCCCAACUGA